AUGUGUGAACGUCACACUUUUGUUGGGGCAAAUCCCACACUUUUUAAUCAUGCUGCUGAUGUUGCUCUUGUUAGCAAUACCCACGUGAAGCGAAGACUUGAUUAUCCUAUUCUUGAUGACAAUCUUUGGAAGCGUGGUAGUUAUUGUAAUAAAAGAAAAAGCAUUGCAGAAUUAAAUCCAAGAGCAAACAUCGUCCAACGGAAGACGAAUAUAGAGGCGAAUAGACAGACGAUAAAUCAUGAAAAUGUGAUUAUGCCGUAUGCGAUUGAGCUUUAA
This is a messenger RNA of Clunio marinus, 276 nucleotides long. The record is from the annotation of a GenBank genome assembly. Lineage: Eukaryota; Metazoa; Arthropoda; Insecta; Diptera; Chironomidae.